AUGAGGUUAGAGGCCGCUGCGAGGAUGGAUCUGUUCCGGAAGCUGUGGAGGGCCAGGAAGCUGCUCGUGGUGGUUCUCAUCCCGCUCUCUCUGCUGCCGCUGCCGCUCAUCCAUCCAACCAGCGAAGCAAGCUGUGCAUAUGUUCUGAUUGUCACAGCCAUUUACUGGGUGUCGGAAGCAGUUCCUUUGGGUGCUGCUGCCCUGGUCCCCGCCUUCCUUUAUCCACUGUUUGGGGUGCUCAAGUCUAGUGAGGUAGCAGCAGAGUACUGUAAAGACACCACUCUUCUGCUGAUGGGAGUCAUCUGCCUUGCGGCUUCCAUCGAGAAGUGGAACCUGCACAAACGUAUCGCUCUGAGGAUGGUGAUGGUCGCAGGAGCCAAACCGGGAAUGUUGGUGCUGGGGUUCAUGUGCUGCACGGUUUUCUUGUCUAUGUGGCUGAGUAACACCUCAACCACAGCCAUGGUGAUGCCCAUCGCGGAGGCCGUGCUGCAGCAGCUCAUCUGCACCGGGCUCGCCGACAGUCUGGAGAACCCCGACAGCACCGACGAGACAGAGGACGGUCAGCAGGACAACAUGGAAAAAGAACAAAACGUAGAGAAAAAUCAACUGGAGCUGCUCUAUCGAGAUGACAGCAAUAACUGCACUAAACAGGAGCUCUCUACAGUCAGUGAGAGUGGAGAGCUGAACAGUUUAGGGCUGUGUCCAAACUCACGCAUCAUGAAUAACACAAAUGGACAUCUACCCCAGGUGGCGGUGGAGAUCCCCAACGUAAAGCGAGUGAAGAUGAGGAGGGACUCGCAGUACCCAACGAAGAGGGACCACAUGAUCUGUAAAUGUCUGACUCUGAGCAUCACGUACGCCUCCACUAUCGGAGGGCUCAUGACCAUCACCGGCACCUCCACCAACCUCAUCUUCGCCGAGCAGUUCAACACGCGGUAUCCAGAUGCUAAAGUCAUAAACUUCGGCACUUGGUUCAUCUUCUCGUUCCCCAUCGCCAUCAUCAUGUUAGUGCUCACCUGGCUGUGGUUGCACUUCCUGUUCCUGGGCUGCAAUUUCAGGGAGACGUGUUCUCUGAGUAAGAAACGCAAAACCAGACGCGAGAUGCUGUCGGAGCAAAGGAUCCACGAGGAGUAUGAAAAACUGGGACCAAUCAGUUACCCUGAGGUGGUGACUGGAGUGUUUUUCGUUCUGAUGACUCUGCUAUGGUUCACCAGAGAGCCAGGUUUUGUCCCUGGAUGGACCUCCCUGUUUGAGAAAAAAGGCUACAGGACUGAUGCCACUGUGUCUGUGCUGUUGGGUUUUCUCCUUUUUCUCAUUCCUGCUAAAAGGCCCUUCUCCUCGUCCUGCACAUCUGGCUGUAAAGACAUAGACUCGGAGGAGGACUCUCUGACCCCUAUGAUCACCUGGAAGGAUUUUCAAAGGCUGAUGCCGUGGGAGAUUGUGAUCCUAGUAGGAGGAGGCUAUGCUCUGGCAGCCGGCUGUAAGGUAUCCGGGUUGUCAGUGUGGAUUGGCCGGCAGCUGGAGCCCAUGAGCGGCCUGCCCCCGUGGGCUGUGACCCUGUUGGCUUGUCUGCUUGUGUCCGCAGUCACAGAGUUCGCCUCCAACCCAGCAACUCUCACUGUGUUUCUGCCCAUACUCUGUGCACUGUCAGAGACUCUGCAGAUUAACCCUCUGCACACCCUGAUCCCGGCCACCAUGUGCGUCUCAUUCGGGGUCAUGCUUCCUGUGGGAAACCCUCCAAACGCCAUUGUCUUCAGUUAUGGGCAUGUGCAAAUCAGAGACAUGGUUAAAGCUGGAUUUGGAGUUAACCUGAUAGGAGUGGCUGUUGUCAUGUUGGCCAUCACCACAUGGGGUGUCCCUCUGUUUAGCCUCACAGAAUUCCCAGUCUGGGCUAUGGGUAGAAACAUCACAGUGGACCUAUAACACCACUGUGCCAGGACUAAAGGGGGAAUAUAUCAGAGACAGUCAACAUGUAGCUACAAGAUGGCUGCUUCUAAGGCUUAGACCACUCAGAGAGA
Periophthalmus magnuspinnatus is the source of this 2018-nucleotide messenger RNA. RefSeq names its product solute carrier family 13 member 4 (gene slc13a4). The coding region runs from base 1 to 1923 and encodes 640 amino acids. Gene Ontology annotation, molecular function: transmembrane transporter activity. Gene Ontology annotation, biological process: monoatomic anion transmembrane transport. The record is from RefSeq and is a predicted model, not a curated record. Gene Ontology annotation, cellular component: membrane. The transcript is spliced from 16 exons. NCBI's taxonomy places the organism in Eukaryota, Metazoa, Chordata, Actinopteri, Gobiiformes, Gobiidae.